Molecule: messenger RNA, 624 nt
Organism: Striga asiatica
Lineage: Eukaryota; Viridiplantae; Streptophyta; Magnoliopsida; Lamiales; Orobanchaceae
Source: the annotation of a GenBank genome assembly
AUGUGGAAAAAUAUCAGAUUUUACGUUCGGCUUUAUGGCCUUUUUGUUGUGCUCAGAUCUGCGAGUGCAUCAAGAUAUGCUCGGCAAACAAUGAUAUUACGUGUACAGACAACAAACAAUUCAAUAAAAACUGAAAUUAAACUGCAGUCGGUCAGAGGUAGAGUGGAGCCCACCGCGUCGAGUGGAAAUCAAACUGUGGUGGUCAAAUCUCAAGCUAAAGAAGGAAACAAAUAUUUCUAUGUGAAUAUGGUGGCAGCAAGUGGUGACAAUGACCUCUAUCUGAUUGGAUAUGAGGUCGACCUCAAGAUGUAUGAGCUAAAACAAACUCACCAUCAAACGAAACUCACAAUAGCCGGUGCCACGUUGGUUGAACUUACCAUGGAUUAUCAGGGUUUACCGAGGCACAGUAACGCCUACCUUGGAGGUUGCGAAUGCAUGGAAAAGUGUAUAACAACACUCAAAGCUGAAGUUUUUUCGAAGAAGGCAGUAACAAGAUAUCUUUUAACCAUGACAAUAACCUUUUCUGAGGCAAUGCGAUUCUGCAUUUCGACUCAAGUGAGUUUUAAGAAACCUGUUCCAGGUUGCAUUGACAAUUUAGUGAACAAAUGGAGGAAGUUGUCCUAG